Messenger RNA from Ostrea edulis (European flat oyster), 2933 nucleotides. RefSeq lists its product as uncharacterized. NCBI's taxonomy places the organism in Eukaryota, Metazoa, Mollusca, Bivalvia, Ostreida, Ostreidae. The transcript has 3 exons. Bases 491 to 1924 code for a protein of 477 amino acids. The record is from RefSeq and is a predicted model, not a curated record.
AGUUUUCGGUUGCAACUUGAUUCGCCUCCCUUGUGCAUAUGUACCAUCAUUUAAAGUCUUUUACAUUGCAAUUACAUUACGUUUUUGUUUUGACAUUUUGAAUAUUUUAUUGUUGUAUCUUUGGAAUUUUUUAAUAUUCAUCCUCAAAUGAUCCUAUAAACUUAACGAACGACAAGGACCGAAAGUGUAUAAAACCCGAAUUGACUAUGAAUCAAAACAUUGUCGUGACGUCAGACGUCUGCUUUCUCAUUCGAUGUCGGAAGAUGACAGAUACUUUUUCCAAGCUUCACUAAUACUGCCUCGUUGCGAGAGAAACAAUUUUAACUGUGUAUGCUGUACUAAAAGAGUUUAACCAAGGGACAGGAGGAAGGUCAACAAGGACAUCUGCAAGUAUUUAGAGAAAAAGUAUCUGAUUUCUACUACUAAGUAUUCUAUCAUAUGCAACAAAUGCCGACACAAGUAUCGGAAUGAACGUUCAAAAAAUGUUGAUAUGCAACAUAAAUCACAACUUCCAGAGAGUCAUGACGACCUUCAAGUACCAGCACCAUUACAUUCAUCUUCAACAAAAACUCCAAAGAGUCCUCCAUCUAUUUCCCUACCAAUUUCAUCAACAGUGAAGAGUCAUGCAUACUGUUUCAUUUGUAAGAGACCAGGACCCAAGUUAGUUGUUGUGCCCUCAGAAUGUAGACUAUCUGUUUUUGUUAAUCAAAACAUUCUGAUUGCAGAAGGAAACAGAUGUCCAAAUCAUUUAAAAGAUGGAAUUUUUACUUCUGAAUCCUUUCAAAAUUUGAAAACAACAGACCAUACUUUUCUCAAUAGACAUUCUGUGCUGGAUCUCAUUACUAAAAUUCGUCAUCUUUGCCAAGUCAACAAAAACUACCGACUUCAUUUUGACAGCAAAGAAAAUCUUACCAAUGAGGACUACAUUUCUAUAACUGGUCUGAACAAAGAAAACUUUCAGGAUUUGUACAAGACUAUACAACCUCAUAUCAGAAACACUCCAUCUAGAAGUGUCAGAACUACCUUGGCUGUUUUUCUUUGCAAGUUGCACUCUGGACUCUCAAAUAGAUUUCUGGCAACUUUGUUCAACCUCACAAAAUCAAGUCUACGGAGAGCAGUAAAAACAAUUCGUCAAGCUAUGAUGGAAAAUUUUGUUCCACAGAAUCUGGGUUUUCAUCAUGUGACUCGUGAAAAGGUAAUUGAAGACCAUACGCGUCCUCUGGCAGCAUCACUCUUUGGAACAUCAGGAAAGGAGGUAAUAUUGGUUUUCGACGGAACAUACAUUUAUAUUGAAAAGAGUUCCAACUUCCAUUUCCAGAGGAGAUCAUUUAGUUUGCACAAGGGAAGACCUUUGUUGAAACCUAUGGUAAUUGUAACAACAUCUGGAUAUUUUGUUUCUGUUCUUGGACCUUAUCUUGCUGAUCCCAGAAACAAUGAUGCUUCAAUUUUGACACAUAUAAUCAAAACAAAUGUGGAGGACAUCAAACAUUGGAUUCAAGAUGAGGAUAUUUUUGUUGUAGACAGAGGAUUUAGAGAUGCUAUUCCUCUUCUUGAGGAUAUGGGAAUUCAAGCAGAAAUGCCAAAAUUGAUGAUAAAGGGUCAGAAGCAGUUGUCCACAGAAGAUGCAAAUAUGAGCAGAUUAGUUACCAAAAUUCGUUGGGUAGUGGAGUCCUCGAAUGCAAGAAUCAAAAGGUGGAAAUAUCUCGGUCACACGUUGCCAACCAACCAAAUUCCUUAUAUUGGUGAUUACGUAAAAAUUGUGUGUGUCUUAAGUAACAAGUAUUUCUCAGAGUUGAAUACAUGCUUAAGCAGAGAUGACGAUGAAGCCCAAGCAGCAAAAAUGUUGUAUCUAUCAAAGCAAGGCAACACUUUGAAGGAAUAUGUAGAGCAGAACAACCUUCAUCGUAAAACAGCUCCUUGGUAAGCAGCUUCAGAGAUAAACCUAAAUAAUUUUCCUACACUUGAUGAUGAGCAGUUAAGAAAUCUGACUAUUGGAACAUUACCAGCUUAGACUAUCAACCAGUUAUAUUCAAGAGCAUAUAGAAAAUGACAGUGUCAUUACGUUUCAUGAGGAUGAUGAACAGUUACUUCGUAUAAGAAUACAAAGUCGACAUAUAUCUUCGAAAAAGUACACUUUAUGGAUUAAAUACAAUGAUGUUUGUGUAGAGUCAUGGUAUUGUUUGUGUCGAUGUGGAGCUAGAGUGGUUGGAAUGUGCAGCCAUGUCUCAGCCAUUUUGUGGUACCUUGGCAAAUCCAAGGAAAUGGACAGCAAGUCAAUUGGAGUGCGUGAUUGGAGCAAGCAUGUCCUUGAUGCCAGUGACAUUCCUUCUGUUCUUGACCAGUCAGAUGAUGACAGUGAAAAUGAUGCAAUUGAAGAAUAGAUUUUGAAUCUUUGAUCCUAUUGAACAUAUUUUGUAAGGUUAUGUAAAAUGUUGAGUUCUACACUCACUGUAAAUAAUAUACAUUCACUGUUGGGGAAGUCUAAACUUUGAAGAGAUGUAAUGUGCCAAAUGAUGAUGAUUAAUUGAAUACCAUAUCAUACUUCAUAAUUACUUAUGUAUACAAUAAUUCAUUAUAUGCUGCAAAUGAUUUAAACUAUCAAGAGUAAAUAAAAAUAUUAGGAUAUGAAUAAUUGUAGAUUCUAGCCAAUAUUUAUUUACAAUCCUAUAUUUGCAAGGAAUCAGUUCUGUAUCAAGUAAAACUAAUAUCAUAUUUAUCAGCAUGUAAAGUUUGGCAUUUCAUGAAAUUGUUAGAUGGCUUAUUUAAAGCCCUUUAUUACAUUUUUGACAAUUAAUGCUGUAAUUAUCAAUUUAUUAAAAGCUAAAAUUUUAACAAAUCACAUACAGUGUGUGUGUGUGUGCGUGUGCGUAUGUGUGUGAAUGUUUCAUGUUUGAAUAACUAAAUAAAAAUCAAAUUGAAAUUGUCUAAUUGAU